Messenger RNA from Leptosia nina, 465 nucleotides. Lineage: Eukaryota; Metazoa; Arthropoda; Insecta; Lepidoptera; Pieridae. The record is from the annotation of a GenBank genome assembly.
AUGUCAGACGCCUCGAAGGGUAUUUCCACGCUAUCCGCUCGUGUCGGCCGUGCACGGCUCUCCUGGAAUUCCCAGCUAUUACUCAAGGGGGACGGGGAAUCGGGGUUGUUGCCCGCAUCGAUCGCCGCAACAUCGCUGUCACCGGUGCACGAGGAUGUCCUCUGCCGUUCCAUCCCGGUGCUUGAUGACGUCAAUUUAUCAUCACCGGAAUCGAAGAACGGGAAAUCAAUCGGAAGCAAUUCGAGUGGCGAAACAAAUUCAGCGUGGCGUUGCCGGCUGUUAAUUGGCUGCGGGUGGCGGCGCCGAGACGGCGGCGGAACCGCCGCAUACCCACCUCGCGCCCUCGCUGCGCCGCCCGCCCGCCCUCGCGCUGUUUUCCUCGGCGAGAAAAGCCCAACGCGAGCCGCGCUAGUCGAGGCGGCUCUUAAAUUAGUUUGUCCCUCGUCUGGACCCCUCAGUUGCUAG